Onychostoma macrolepis is the source of this 1381-nucleotide messenger RNA. The record is from the annotation of a RefSeq genome assembly. Lineage: Eukaryota; Metazoa; Chordata; Actinopteri; Cypriniformes; Cyprinidae.
AUGCUAAAAGUACUAAUCCCCACAAUUAUGCUAUUCCCAACAAUUUGACUAACUUCCCCUAAAUGACUAUGGACAACCACAACAGCACAUAGCCUCCUAAUUGCACUCACUAGCCUAACCUGAUUAAAAUGAACAUCCGAAACUGGAUGAACCUCCGCCAACACAUACUUAGCCACAGACCCCUUAUCAACCCCCCUCCUGGUUCUAACAUGCUGGCUGCUUCCCCUUAUAAUCUUGGCCAGCCAAAACCACAUUAACCCAGGACCAAUCAGCCGACAACGCACUUACAUUAUACUCCUCACCUCACUACAAACUUUUUUAAUUAUAGCAUUUGGCGCUACAGAAAUUAUCAUAUUCUACAUUAUAUUUGAAGCCACACUUAUUCCAACCCUCAUCAUUAUUACCCGAUGAGGAAAUCAAACUGAACGACUUAACGCAGGGGCUUAUUUUCUAUUCUACACCCUGGCAGGAUCACUCCCACUCCUAGUUGCCCUGCUCCUUCUUCAACAAUCCGCCGGCACCCUAUCAAUACUAGUACUUCAAUACUCACAACCCCUACAACUUAACCCCUGAGGACACACAAUUUGAUGAGCCGGCUGCCUAAUCGCAUUUUUAGUUAAAAUACCACUUUACGGAGUCCACCUAUGACUACCAAAAGCACAUGUAGAAGCCCCCGUAGCGGGGUCUAUAGUGCUAGCAGCAGUUCUACUUAAGCUUGGCGGAUAUGGAAUGAUACGCAUAAUAGUAAUAUUAGACCCCCUGUCAAAAGAGCUAGCCUACCCAUUUAUUAUUCUAGCCCUCUGAGGCAUUAUUAUAACCGGAUCAAUCUGCCUACGACAAACAGAUCUAAAAUCACUAAUCGCCUACUCAUCCGUAGGUCAUAUGGGACUAGUAGCAGGAGGGAUCCUAAUUCAGACUCCAUGAGGCUUUUCAGGAGCAAUUAUUCUCAUAAUCGCCCAUGGACUAGCAUCCUCAGCACUAUUCUGUCUAGCCAACACAACAUACGAACGAACCCAUAGCCGAACAAUAGUCCUUGCCCGCGGACUACAAGUGAUCUUUCCAUUAACAGCAGUCUGAUGAUUUACCGCCAAUCUGGCUAACCUAGCACUACCACCACUACCAAACCUAAUAGGAGAACUGAUAAUUAUCACAACACUAUUCAGCUGAUCACCCUGAACAAUUCUGCUCACCGGACUAGGGACACUAAUUACAGCCAGCUACUCCCUCUAUAUAUUUCUUAUAUCACAACGAGGCCCAACACCGAACCACAUCACAGGACUCCAACCAUUUCAUACCCGAGAACACCUACUAAUUACCCUACACUUAAUCCCCAUUAUCCUACUAGUAACAAAGCCAGAACUUAUAUGAGGAUGGUGUUAUU